Lacerta agilis (Sand lizard) is the source of this 1852-nucleotide messenger RNA. RefSeq lists its product as uncharacterized. The record is from RefSeq and is a predicted model, not a curated record. The coding region runs from base 85 to 1029 and encodes 314 amino acids. Lineage: Eukaryota; Metazoa; Chordata; Lepidosauria; Squamata; Lacertidae. The transcript has 2 exons.
GAAGCCAGAAACGUGCCGCGUUUUCUACUCGGCGCUCCCGCAGCUCCGCAGAGACUCCGCGCGCCGGCCCCCGCCAGGGAGACAAUGGCUCCCAGUAGCUUGAGAUGCCAGCGCCUUGAGCAGGAUGGGGCUUCUGCCAGGAACCAGAGCCGCUGCUGCCACAUCCCAGACCACAAGCGCUGCUCUUUCCUGCGUGUGGCACAGGGGAAAUACGCCACGCUGAUCAAGCCCUACGUGCGAGACUUGCACAAGAGCGUCCUCCUCAAGAACACCAUCCUGCACCUCCAAGACCCCAGCCGAGGGAGCCAGGAAACAGGCCUUGGGCUGGCAGCACCCCAGGGUGCCCCACCUUGGCAAGAGACAAGGCAGGGUCCCCCAGCAGAGAGCGAAGGCACAGUGUCUCUGCCCACGCAGCCAACAGAAGAGCCUCCAAGUGCCGUGGACAACAGCCAGGCGAGAGCAGCUGACGUGGGCAUCAGCAUGGGGGCACUGCCUGCCUUCUCCAGCCCCUGCCAAGAUGCAGGACAGGUGGCCAGUGAAGACGGCCUGCCUGACCCCCUCCUGGAUUCCUUCCUCUGCACUGCUGGUGAAGUCCUGUAUUUUUGGGAAAGUCUGCAGCAACAGGAAGUUGGCAAUGGCCCCUGCCUGUCUCUGGCUGGCCCCAGAACUGAUUACGACCGGCCCUCUGAAAGUGCAGCUGCCAGCCCAGUGCAGGAGGCUGGUGCCUGGGCUGCCCUCUGCCAUGAGGAGCAGCUCCGCGACCCCUUGUUUGGCAGCCUUGAGAUCUUAGCCUCCAGCUACGCGAGCGACAUCCCUGCAGAGGAUUUCUUCGCAGACAUCGACAUGUCAGAGUUUGAGAGCGUCCUGUGGGGUUCGCCAAGCAACGGGCAGCCCCCAGUUAUUGGCAUGGCAGGCCAGGCUGCUGCUGAGAAUGCCCCCCAGGCUGAAGCGCCGCCUCUUCCCGGUCAGGAUGCGAGCAGCAGGAUGGGGAGCCUCGACCAUUACAUGGAGCAAAUUCUCCGCUCCUGAAAUGCUCCACUCUGGGUCCCUUGGAUUUCAAGGUUCUGCUGUCAUUAAAGUUUACAGGUCAAUUGACCAUGACUUCCCAAAGAAAAGGGACCGUGGGUUUUGCAGGACUAAACCAACUAGCUUUUAAACCUUCCAAUACCUACACUUUCCAUUCUACUUGAAAGGGUACAAACAAGUGACUAAACUCUCAUUUGCUGCAAGUGCAGUAAAUCCUGUCUAUUGGAGUAGUGGAAACGUUUGUCAUUGGCUCUGGGAAUGUCCUUGCCCCCCCCCCCCAACCAAAGAGGGCCCAGGCCUGAGAGUUAACUCUUCAUGGACAAAAGUGUGCCCUUUCAGAAACUCCCCUGGUCUGAGCCCUGCAAGGUGGUAGCAGCAACCGUGGGCACAACCGGAAGCUUCUCCUGCGUGGGAGGCGUUCUUGCUCUUCAAGCCUCUCCUGGUUCCAGGAGACCAUGGGGGAAGAAGAUGGUGGGCAUUUGAUGGGCCCAUCCUUCACCUUAACAGCCUCUUCCUCUGACACGUCCUCCCUGCCCAUCUCCGGCUCCGACCACUCCUUUUGCCCUCCUCUGGCUCCUGCCUCAUGGGCACCGUCAACCCCCCAAAAUCGCCAGCCCCCUCUCCUGGCUCAAUGCCCUGGCCUCCUGCCUCCACCCCACACUGUCAGAGCCCUGGCAGGUUGACUCUCAGUAGCUGGGGGUGGGAGCAGGGCAAGCGUGGCCUCAGGUAGGGUGGGGUGGCUUCUCCCUAGUUCAGGGAUUGGGAACCUCCGGCCCUCCAGACGUUGUUGAACUCCAACUCCCAUCAUUCCCUAACCAUUAGCUGU